Molecule: messenger RNA, 1837 nt
Organism: Pollicipes pollicipes
Lineage: Eukaryota; Metazoa; Arthropoda; Thecostraca; Pollicipedomorpha; Pollicipedidae
Product: osteoclast-stimulating factor 1
Exons: 5
Coding region: 123-764 (213 amino acids)
Biological process (GO): signal transduction
Molecular function (GO): protein binding
Source: RefSeq, a predicted model, not a curated record
GCGGUUGUCAGUUAUGCCGGUUUCGAGCCACGAUUUCCGGUUUGAGGGCUAUAGGUUACUGAAAUAGUACCUUUAAGCUCAAGCCAAUAAUUUUCUCGCCCCGUGGAAGUGACAGAAUUCCAAUGGCUUUGAGACCAGCACCACCACCUCCAAAACUAGCCCCCAAGCCAGGUCAAGUGAAGGUUUUCAGGGCAAUCUACAAGUACACUGCACAAAAUGCGGAUGAGCUGUCUUUCGAGGCGGGUGACCUGCUGUACAUCAGGGAGCCGUCGGCCGACCAGACCUGGUGGACGGCCAGCUGCGGCUCCAGCACCGGCCUCAUCCCUUACAACUACGUGGAGGAGCGCUCGGAGCCGGUGGAGAGCCCGCUUCACGAGGCGGCCAAGCGCGGCCACCUCACCUUUUUGACCGAGUGUCUCAGGCACAACGUGUCAGUGAACGGCCUGGACAAGGCCGGCAACACGGCGUUGCACUGGGCGGCGCGCGGCGGCCAUUUGGACUGCGCCCAGGCCCUGCUCGGCACGCCCCGGGUGUGCGUCAGCGUCCAGAACAAGCUGGGUGACACACCGCUGCACCUGGCGGCGUGGCGCGGCCAGGCGCCGAUGGUGGCGCUGCUGCUGCGCCACGGCGCCGACCAGCGCGCGCUCAACGGCGAGGGCCAGCUGCCGCGCCAUCUGGCGACGGCGGCCGACUGCGCUGCCCUGCUGCGGCCGCCGUCGAUCGGCGCCGGCGACGAGUACGGCGACGAGGAUGACUCGGACUGAAAGCAGACCGGGCAGACUGAGAACGGGCCGGGCGGAGAGAGACUGGGAACUCCGGGCGGGGGUAUCAGUCCGACAUCUCGCCGCGCCGCCCGCCCGUGGAAGGUGGCGCCCCUUGGUCCCGAGUCGGCUGGGGUUAUACCCCGGUCGGCCACCGCCGUGUCUCUGUCCGUGCGGACAGUGAUGCGACGGCCGCUCCGCGAGCCACGGCCGCCGCUGCCUGUCCGCCCGACCCCUCGUCUGCGAGACGAGUGUGCAGGCUGUGCAGGGCGUGCUGACUCGCUCGCGGCGUGCGACCUCUGCGGAAGCUGGAGGUCGCCGUGUCACUGCCGGGGUGUGUUUGGCCACUACCGCGUCGCUGACGCGCCUGCUGCUGCGGGAAAGUCGCGAAUCGGAGGCGAGCAUCACUCCCAACGACGGUUGGAGUGUUGAGAACGCGCUUUGGUAUGACGUUUUGCUGGUCCACGUCAUGUACCUAUUUGAUUGUUUAAUCGCACGUGCGCAACGAAGGCUUCAGGUUGCCCUCGGCAUCAAGGUUCUGUAUGAGCGGUGGAUUACCUGGCAUUACAUGUUGUGUGUACUUACGGCUUUUGUAUAUGCGUGUCGUCAUCCUAGGGCUUCGACGCGUUAGCUGAUUAUUGCGACCAAUGUGAUUAACGAUGCACAGUAUCGCGUGGCGGUUGUCUUUCGGGCCUUCCAAGGACCUAGACAUGGCGUUGCUCUGUGCCAACCCCUGAUUAACCAAUGAGACGGCCAUAGUCGAUGCAUACGCUUAAACACAUUCCAGGGUGAACCGCUGAAACCUGAAAACAUGUUAUGCUGAGCGUUUGUGCAAGAUUGUUUUUGAGGUCGCAUGAGGCACGGCGCGAAGCUGUGUGCUGCGCUGUUAUGCCCAGAAGCAGAGAGGCGGAGCUGGAGCGGCGCGUCUCUGAAAGGGUGACCCUGCUAGUCUCAGGGCAAUCCAUGACUAUAAGGUGCCUUGCGACGCCUCGUGUUGUUCGUGUUGGUGAGCUCUAAUGCGAGUUUAUGACGUUAGGACGUCCUGUAGUCGUGCCUCCUACAAUGAGCUUCUAAUA